UGGGCCGAGAGUGGGCUGGCUUGACCGGCGACUUAUUCAGUUGAUCGCCGGCGAGUAGUAGAGCUUGAAGAAGAGUUACGAAACAAAAUGGAAUCGAGAGUUAGCUAAUCUAUCUUUCUCUCUUCCCUUCUCACUCUCACUUCGAAAAAACAACCGAUGGGUAGCAAACGCGGGAGAUCGGUGAUAGCCGCGACCUUCAUCUUCUUCGCGAUCUCAUGUUUGAAUUCCAUCUCAACUACUCAGGUUGGAACAAGCAUGUUAGAUUCGGACACGUUUUGUAUCUCCGACCAAUACAUCAUGCAGUCUUAUUUCACGACACAGAGCUCCUUAAACGAGUCAGAGUUUCGAAACUUCCUGCGUCUUCAACAAUGUUCUGAGAACAUUCCUUAUGAAAAAGAUGUUCCUGUUGUAGCAAUGCUACAACACAGAGAGGUAGCAGGUGAAGGUUCGCAUCGUCAUCUACUUACAACCAUCGGGCUUCGUCAGUCUCACCUUCACGAGCUUGUGAUCGUUGAGCGGUUGCCUUUGGGUGUUUUUGCUGACCCUUUCGAGCUUCAGAGUCUUCAGCAACGCAGAGCUUUCAGUGAUGUUUCUGUGUUUGGAGACACUGAUCUCGAGCAGCCUUCGUUCAGAUCAAACAGGUCUGUCGUUGAGAUUCAUGUCGAAAUCAAUGGGAAUGGUGAAAUCAGCGUUGAGCUUCCUUUACAUGCUCGCUAUCAGCCUAUUGGGGAGAGUGGAUACUCUAGAGUGGAGUUUGUAGAGCCAGACUUGUUCUUGUGCUCUAGAUAUGUACCAGACCAGGAACAUGAACAGAGGAGAUGCUUGGUUUUGUCAGUAGGCAGAUCAAAGACCCAAACCAGAUCCGUUGUCUGGGAUAUCCCUGCUGGAAUCAGAAGUCAUACAGAGUAUGUUUCUGUUAUUACAUUUGUGGCUGCGGUUUUAUCCGCAUUUUCAAUCCUUGUUGCAUCUGUAUUGAGCUCAAAGGUUGAAUCUUGUAAGAACACAAAGGAGCUAUGAUAUAAGCGUUUUGUUCUUCUUUGUGAUAGUCACGGGACUUUUUGUGAUUCCUCUUAAAUCUCAAUAACAUUUGGGAAACA
Molecule: messenger RNA, 1097 nt
Organism: Brassica rapa (field mustard)
Lineage: Eukaryota; Viridiplantae; Streptophyta; Magnoliopsida; Brassicales; Brassicaceae
Biological process (GO): GPI anchor biosynthetic process
Cellular component (GO): endoplasmic reticulum membrane
Source: RefSeq, a predicted model, not a curated record